UCACAAUUACUGUGUCUGAUGUUUGAUUUCUCCGACAGACUUGGCAUUGGGAAAUAACAGUAAUGAUCAAGACUUUGUCUCUGGCUUCUGCUCGCAUCUUCUUCUCCAGAACCUCUCCAGCCAUUUCUAUUCGCUGCUGUAAGCUCUCUUCAUCGCAUCGUCGGGAGUUCACUACUGUGAUGGCCAGUGGAAGCGACGAGUUCGUGAAAGGACAUGUUUAUCCAAAUGGAGUUGCUUUCAUCACUCUUGAUCGGCCUAAAGCUCUUAACGCCAUGAAUCUAGAAAUGGAUUUGAAGUACAAGAGCUUGCUUGAUGAAUGGGAAUUUGAUCCUAGAGUCAAAUGUGUUAUCGUAGAAGGAAGCACACCUCGGGCCUUUUGUGCUGGAGGUGAUGUGAAGGAGAUUACUACCAAAAAUCAGUUGUCUGAUAUGAUAGAGGUAUUUACAGCUGAGUAUGGCCUUAUAUGCAAGAUUGCUGGAUACAAAAAACCAUAUGUCUCUUUAAUGGAUGGCAUAACAAUGGGCUUUGGUAUUGGUCUUUCUGGACAUGGCCGCUACCGGGUGAUAACAGAGAGGACGGUCCUCGCAAUGCCAGAAAAUGGAAUAGGCUUGUUUCCAGAUGUUGGUUUUUCAUAUAUAGCAGCUCAAAGCCCUGGUAGAGGAUCUACUGGUGCUUACCUUGGUAUGACUGGGAGAAGAAUUUCCAAACCUUCAGAUGCACUGUUUGUGGGCCUCGGAACACAUUAUGUACCAUCUGAAAAACUAGGUUCACUAAAAGAAGCCAUUUUGUCAGCCGACCUUUCCCAAGAUCCCCAUCAAGACAUCCAAUCAACUUUAUCAAAUUACAGCAGUGGUCCUGAAUCUGAAUCCCACCUCAAAAUGUUUUUGCCUCAGAUAGAAUCAGCUUUUAGUGCAAGUAAGUCUGUUAAGGAAACAAUAGAAGAGCUGAAGAAGUACCAGCAGAGCACUGAAGCUUCAGUUGCAGAAUGGGCUAACGAAACACUCGAAGGCCUUGUGAAAGGGGCACCGUUUUCUCUUCACCUAACGCAUAAGUACUUCUCCAAAGUUCUUUGUGCAAAGGGUAAAACUGACAACGAGAUGGCAACGCUUAAUGGUGUGAUGAAAACUGAGUACCGUAUUGCUCUAAGAUCUGCUUUGCGCAGUGAUUUCACUGAAGGUGUUAGAGCAGUCUUGGUUGACAAAGACCAGAAUCCAAAAUGGAAACCAGCAAGCUUAGACGAGGUAGAUGAGACAGAAGUGGAUUCUCUCUUUAAGCCAUUAAGUCCUGGACUGGAAGAGCUAAACGUAUGAAAAAGCGACUUACCAAACAACAUACGAUACUUGCUUACCUUACCUCAUGGAUUGGUGGAUUAUUGUGUUGCAGCUUUUUAAAUAUUUUGUUCAACUCGUAGAUUAGUAAAUAUUUUCUAAUAAGUUGUCUCUCUUUACUUUUACGGCAUAGUGUGUUACCAUCAAUUCAUAUAUUUACAGGAUUUUAUCCUUCUCAAA
This is a messenger RNA of Capsella rubella, 1508 nucleotides long. Its product is annotated as 3-hydroxyisobutyryl-CoA hydrolase-like protein 4, mitochondrial. NCBI's taxonomy places the organism in Eukaryota, Viridiplantae, Streptophyta, Magnoliopsida, Brassicales, Brassicaceae. Gene Ontology annotation, biological process: L-valine catabolic process. The transcript has 10 exons. Gene Ontology annotation, cellular component: cytosol. The record is from RefSeq and is a predicted model, not a curated record. Gene Ontology annotation, molecular function: 3-hydroxyisobutyryl-CoA hydrolase activity. The coding region runs from base 63 to 1310 and encodes 415 amino acids.